AUGAUAGAGGAUGAACAAAAUGCGACAAAUUAUUCCCCCAAUGAAACCUAUUGUGAGGAAUUCUUUCGCCGAACUGUGAAAUGUGAUCCAGAGGGACGGUAUAUAGUGCGUCUUCCCUUUAAAGAGAACCUAAUCCAUAGUCUGGGAGAUAAUAACAAAACUGCUCUACAUCGUUUUCAGCUUCUGGAGAGACGAUUAGCUCGCAAUCCAACUCUUGGCGCGCAAUACGUGGAUUUCAUGAGUGAAUAUCAUCGACUGGGGCAUAUGGAACCGGUAACGGAGAACACAAACGAAAAGGUGCCGUCUUAUUAUAUGCCAUACCAUCCAGUCGUUCGUGAAAGUAGUACUACAACGAAGGUUCGGGUUGUAUAUGACGCAUCCUGUAAAACUAACACGGGACCUUCUCUUAACGACUGUUUGCUUGUUGGACCGAUAGUGCAGGAGGACCUACGGUCAAUAAUUAUGCGAGCACGAACUCAUGCCAUCAUGUUGAUCGCAGACGUUGAAAAGAUGUAUCACCAGAUACUAAUACAUCCAGAUGACAUUCAGUUUCAGCGAGUGUUCUGGCGUUCAUCUAUUGAUCAACCAAUCACGGCAUUUGAACUAAAGACAGUCACUUACGGGACCGCAUCGGCACCCUUUUUAGCAACACGAGUCUUAAAGCAACUUGCGACUGACGAGGCAGGACGGUUUCCGAUAGCAGCAAAGGUCGUUGAAACAGAUUUUUAUGUAGACGAUUUAUUCUCAGGAUCAGCGACAGUUGCAGAGGCAAUUGAAUUGCAGAAGCAGUUGGAUUUAAUGUUAGCAGCAGGAGGCAUGCAGCUAAGAAAGUGGGCAACAAAUAAUCAAACCGCAAUCAUGAAUGUUGUUCCAGAAAAUCGUGCAUUGCAAUCGGACGUAAACUUCGAUCGAGAUCAAACCAUAAAAACUCUUGGUCUACAUUGGGAGCCAAUGACUGACCAGCUGAAAUAUCAAAUCCACCUCAAAUUGACUCCAAAUACCAAGUUGACGAAACGGUGUGUAUUAUCCUAUAUAGCCCAAAUUUUUGACCCUUUAGGAUUGGUUGGGCCAGUUGUGGUGACUGCUAAAGCCUUUAUGCAGACAUUGUGGGCACUCGUGGAUGAAAACGGUACAGUUUGGGACUGGGACCGUGAAUUACCGACACAUUUGCACGAAUCGUGGAUGAUGUAUCAUUCAGAGCUUUCACUUCUCAAUAUGCUUCGUAUAGAUCGUUUCGUUCUGUUACCAAAGGCGAUUGAAAUAGAACUGCAGCUGUUUUCCGAUGCCUCGGAAAUAGCAUACGGUAGUUGCGCCUAUUUGAGGUCGACCGAUGCUAAUGGCCAUGUAAAGGUUUCACUUCACACUUCGCGAUCAAGAGUGGCUCCCCUUAAAAAGCAAUCAAUUCCCCGGCUGGAGCUUUGCGGUGCCGCACUUUCCGCGGAGCUGUUUCAAAAAAUAAGAACAUCACUUAGAUUGCCUGCGGUAGCAUUCCUGUGGACAGAUUCUACGAUAGUACUAAGUUGGUUAAAGGGCACUCCAUCAAUGUGGACAAGGGCAAAGGAAACCGUGAUUCUAAAUUGGCUGACCACGGACGAACUUAGCAAGUAA
Messenger RNA from Sabethes cyaneus, 1608 nucleotides. RefSeq lists its product as uncharacterized. The record is from RefSeq and is a predicted model, not a curated record. The transcript is spliced from 2 exons. NCBI's taxonomy places the organism in Eukaryota, Metazoa, Arthropoda, Insecta, Diptera, Culicidae. The coding region runs from base 1 to 1608 and encodes 535 amino acids.